This is a messenger RNA of Dissoconium aciculare CBS 342.82, 575 nucleotides long. RefSeq lists its product as uncharacterized. The record is from RefSeq and is a predicted model, not a curated record. Lineage: Eukaryota; Fungi; Ascomycota; Dothideomycetes; Mycosphaerellales; Dissoconiaceae. Bases 161 to 499 code for a protein of 112 amino acids. The transcript has a single exon.
UUUUGACAGGGGGUUCUUCUCUCGCCAAGGUCAGAUGCGUGACUGGUGUGCACAUGUGUGGUCGACAUGCGACGAGGGGAUCGACGGGCAUCGUGAACAGAGAGGUCGCCUGUGUAGAUUAAUCUCGGGAUGUAUAUACAGGUAAUUAUAGAGACGGCAGAUGUACAUAUGUAUGUCCCUCUACACAAUUAUAAUAUAUCGACCAAUCUCCGAGUACGAGGAGGAGCAGAAGAGGAUAGAUGAGAGAUAUCGUGGAAAUCACACACAGUCAGGGCAGAGCGAAGAGGCGCAUCAUCAGCCCUGCCCUUUCCUGGUCGUAGAUGACACGCGCAUUAGCGACACGCGCACACACACACACACACACACACACACACACAACGCUGAGCAUAAGAAAAAAAAGAGAAGAGAGACGACGAAGAGGGCCAAGAGAAGAAGCAGCAGCAGCAGCAGCAGAAAACCCCCGCAGCAGCAGCACCGGGAGAGCGGCGCAAAAGUCUAAAUGAUGUGCGCAUCCCUGCUCGGUCGUGCCCACACAUGCACACCACGCGACGCGGACGGGCGCCCCAUCGUCCACU